Cooperia oncophora is the source of this 576-nucleotide messenger RNA. The record is from the annotation of a GenBank genome assembly. Lineage: Eukaryota; Metazoa; Nematoda; Chromadorea; Rhabditida; Trichostrongylidae.
CUGCAAAGUGUUCAUAUAGGUCUACGUCUCGAACUUUUCGUCAAUAUAUCUGAGUACCUACCGACAACAGAAGCAGCUGGUGUACGUCUUACUGUGCAUUCCGUCAAAGAGCAGCCAUUUCCGGACACUUUGGGCCACUCUGCUCCUACCGGAUUCGUCAGUAGUUUCGGCAUAAAACUGAAGUCAAUGACUCGUCUUCCCGCUCCCUAUGGCGACUGCAUAACAGAGGGCAAAGACAAGGACUUUAUUUACGUCACUAAACAAUAUAAUACAGAGGGUUGUCAGCGGAGCUGUAUUCAGAAGCACUUGGCUACAACUUGCGGUUGUGGUGAUCCACGCUAUCCACCGUUUCGUAAAACCAAGAACUGUCCCGUUGAUGAUCCCAGUAAACGAGAAUGCCUAAAACGAGAGAUGCAGCACGCUGUACGAAAUCCUAAAGCAAUCGGAUGCAAAUGCAGACAACCAUGCAGAGAACAAGGCGCAAUGAUUGAAGUCUACUUUGAACAGCUCAAUUACGAGUCACUGCUUGAAAGUGAAGCAUAUGGGGUGAGUUUCAGAAACCGGUUCCUCGAAUAA